UGGAAGCCUAAUCUUUUACAAUGGGAAAGAUAAUAUUCUAUGAGGACAGGAACUUCCAGGGUCGCUGCUAUGAGUGCAGCUCUGACUGCCCUGACCUGCACUCCUACUUCAGCCGCUGUAACUCAGUCCGUGUGGAGAGCGGCUGCUGGGUCCUGUACGAGCGCCCCAAUUACACGGGCUACCAGUACGUGCUGACCAGGGGAGAGUACCCCGACUACCAGCGCUGGAUGGGAUUCAAUGAGAGCAUCACGUCCUGUCGAAUGAUCAGAAAUACCAGUGGCUCAUAUAGACUGAAGAUCUAUGAUAGGCCCAACUUGGAAGGCCAGAUGAUGGAAUUCUCUGAUGACAUGCCCUCAAUGCAGGAGCAUUUCCAGGGCAAAGAGGUCCACUCCUGCAACGUGUUGGAGGGCGCCUGGGUCUUCUUCGAGCAUCCCAACUACAGGGGUCAACAGUACCUGCUGGAGAAGGGGGAGUACCGUUGCUACACCGACUGGGGUGCCCUGCACCCCAUCAUCGGCUCCUUCAGACGCAUCACCGAGUUUUAAAAUUAUAAAAUAAACAUCCCUUUCUAAUAAAGGCAAAUACAUUAAUCAAA
Molecule: messenger RNA, 595 nt
Organism: Polyodon spathula (Mississippi paddlefish)
Lineage: Eukaryota; Metazoa; Chordata; Actinopteri; Acipenseriformes; Polyodontidae
Product: gamma-crystallin M2-like
Exons: 3
Coding region: 21-545 (174 amino acids)
Biological process (GO): visual perception; lens development in camera-type eye
Molecular function (GO): structural constituent of eye lens
Source: RefSeq, a predicted model, not a curated record